UUCGCUUCAACAUCUUGCUUUGAUAUUUUACCUCAGCAUUAAUAAUUAACGUCAGCGUUAUAUAUUUUCCCUCAGGUUUUGCUGUGUGAUGUUGAUAAUCGCCUCCACACUGAGAUGUUACUGACGGAUUUUUACAGAGACUGUUUGAUGAGAUGAAUUGAAACUCCAAACUUGUUGUGUCUGAGAUAACACAUUUUUCCAAGUCUUCUCUUGCCCCUGAUGUGUUCUCUGCACUUGAAUUUACCUCCAAAAACACUUCAAGAUAUGGCAUUUAAAGGAAGUACUAAGAAAACAUUAUCUGCACAUCGUAAGACAUAUCAUGAAGAAAUGAAGAACCAAAAUUACCAGUGUUCAGGUUGUGGGAAGAGAUUUAGUAACCCAAGUCGUCUGAAAAGACAUCAGCGCAUUCACACAGGAGAGAAGCCGUAUCACUGCGCACAGUGUGGGAAGAGUUUUACAAGGGCUGGUGACCUACGAAAACACCAGCGUAUUCACACAGGAGAGAAGCCUUAUUACUGCACACAGUGUGGGAAGAGUUUUUCUACUUCUAGUUCUCUGCAAACACACCAGCGCAUUCAUACUGGAGAUAAGCCGUAUCACUGCACACAGUGUGGGAUGAGUUUUACACAGAUAGGUCACCUGCAGACACACCAGCGCAUUCACACAGGAGAGAAGCCGUAUUACUGCUCACAGUGUGGGAAGAGUUUUACCUCAGCUAGUUCCCUCCAAACACACCAGCGCAUUCACACAGGAGAGAAGCCGUAUCACUGCUCACAGUGUGGGAAGAGUUUUACACAGGCAGGUCAUCUACAAACACACCAGCGCGUUCACACUGGAGAGAAGCCGUACCACUGCACACAGUGUGGGAAGAGUUUUACUUCAGCUACUAGUUUUCAAACACACCAGCGCAUUCAUACCGGAGAAAAGCGGUAUUCCUGCUCACAGUGCGGGAAGAGUUUUACUGCAGCUAGUUCUCUCCAAACACACGAGCGCAUUCACACUGGAGAGAAGCCAUAUCACUGCACACAGUGUGGAACGAGUUUUGCACAGGCAGGUCACCUACAAACACACCAGCGCAUACACACAGGAGAGAAGCCGUAUUGCUGCUUACGGUGUGGGAAGAGUUUUACUGCAGCUGCUAAUUUUCAAACACACCAGCGCAUUCACACAGGAGAGAAGCCGUAUCGCUGCUUACGGUGUGGGAAGAGUUUUACUGCAGCUAGUUCUCUCCAAAAACACGAGCGCAUUCACACAGGAGAUAAGCCGUAUUACUGCUCACAGUGUGGAAAAAGUUUUACACAGGCAUGUUACCUGCAAACACACCAGCGUAUUCACACUGGAGAAAAGCCAAAUUAGUGCUCACAGUGUGGGAAGAGUUUUAAACAUGCAGAUUCAGAAGACACCAGUGCUUUCCAUAUAAAUCUCAAUAUGGGACGUGUUGUAUGCACUGCAGUCACUCCUAAAUAUACUGCCUGUCAACAGUUUAUCAGAAGGGUCAAUUUAUUGCGCUGCAUCAAGCUAAAAAAACAACUGAAGAGAUAUGAAAUUUUUAAAAAGGAUUAAGAAACCAUAAAGAAAUAUAAAUACUUGGAAGGAUAGUGAUGAACCAUCAACUUUUUGGAAGAAAUAUUGGGAAAAAAAAUCAUGAAUUGAGACCAUAUAAACACUUUUAUAAAAUCAACAACAACAAAAAAUGGUAUGUUUAAUAGUGGAAGGAAAGAAAGCCUUUCCAUACACACAAUGUGAUGACAACUCACAGAAUUGGGACUAAACAGCUGUGUCCCCAUAAAAAAAAAAAACACUUGAUAGUAAGAACCAUCAGAAAGACUUGAAUUUGCUGGGGAUCAUUACGAUUUGACAUUGGAGCAAUGGAAAAAGGUCAUGUGGCCUGAUAAUUCCAGAUUGUUAAUUCCAGAGUGAUGGGUGAAUCAGGGUAAAGUGAGGAAUCAUAUAAAUUCAAUUCAAUUUUAUUUAUAUAGCGCUUUUAACAAUGGUCAUUGUCUCAAAGCAGCAUUACAAAAAUGAAAAAAAAAAAAUUAAAAGGAAAAUUUGUGGGAGUCUGUAUAUAUGAGAAAAAUGUGUCUAUAUGAUUGUCUCCUAUAUGAGCC
Molecule: messenger RNA, 2108 nt
Organism: Clarias gariepinus (North African catfish)
Lineage: Eukaryota; Metazoa; Chordata; Actinopteri; Siluriformes; Clariidae
Product: zinc finger protein 239-like
Exons: 2
Coding region: 220-1356 (378 amino acids)
Biological process (GO): regulation of transcription by RNA polymerase II
Cellular component (GO): nucleus
Molecular function (GO): RNA polymerase II transcription regulatory region sequence-specific DNA binding; DNA-binding transcription factor activity, RNA polymerase II-specific
Source: RefSeq, a predicted model, not a curated record